This is a messenger RNA of Dichotomopilus funicola, 2238 nucleotides long. Its product is annotated as proline utilization trans-activator-like protein. The record is from RefSeq and is a predicted model, not a curated record. The transcript has 4 exons. Lineage: Eukaryota; Fungi; Ascomycota; Sordariomycetes; Sordariales; Chaetomiaceae. Gene Ontology annotation, cellular component: nucleus. Gene Ontology annotation, biological process: positive regulation of transcription by RNA polymerase II; DNA-templated transcription. Gene Ontology annotation, molecular function: DNA-binding transcription factor activity, RNA polymerase II-specific; zinc ion binding; sequence-specific DNA binding. The coding region runs from base 1 to 2238 and encodes 745 amino acids.
AUGAGCGCCCCGAAACGUCCUCGGCGGCUGUUUGCGGCCUGCCAUCGCUGCCACUCGCAAAAGAUCAAGUGCUCCGGCGAACAGCCGUGCCGGUCGUGUGUCGCCGGCGAUCGGGGCGCCGAGUGCACGUUUCCUGCCAAGGAGCGCAAGAUUGCCGUGCCGGAGAGUUAUCUUCGCAACCUCGAAGCCGACAGCAAACGCCUCCGCGCCGUGAUCCAAUCCCAACGCACCCAAAAUCCAACGCCCGAAAGCCAUGCCGCCAGCCCAGGUCCGGGACCUGCCAGGAAUCAUGACGACGACGACGACGCCCUGCCCCUCUCCCCCGAAGAAACCCGCAUGCUUAACCCCCUCUUCGACGCCCAGCCCUCUCCUCCCCUAGCCCAGCAGCCCCGCGAACCGUCCUCCGAACCGGGGUUCAUCGGCGAAGCCUCCUGUGCCGCCUUCAGUAAUCGCAUGCUACAGUGUCUCGACGGCACGUACGCGCCUUCCACGGCCGGGUUCUCUCAUUACUACCGGCUUCCACCACCACCUCCUGAUCCCAGUGCUCGCUUGCCGAUCUCGCUCGAAGAAGAAAUCUGCUAUUUCCCCGAGCGUAUGCACGCUAAACUGCUUCUUAACGUCGCCCGGCGGUUCAUAGGGAACUACCACCCUCUGUUUUUGGAAGUGACCUUCAUGCGGGAGCUGGAUGCGGUGUAUCGGAGACAGAUGACGCCGUCGACGCUGUGGUUGUGCAAGUUUUAUGCACUGAUGGCGCUCGGGGAGACGUAUACGAAUCGGAGGGGGGUGUUGGAUAGUAAUCGGGUGCCGGGGACGGCGUAUUAUGUGAGGGCGGUGCAUAUGCAUAUGCAGUUGUUGCAGGAUGUGUAUGAGGAACCGUCGUUGAUGCAGGUUGAGGUGUUGACUUUGUUGGCCUGGGCCUCCAACAUCUUAGGGCGCGUGCGCACCGCGUUCGGAUACAGCGGCACGGCGAUGCGGUUGGCCCUCAGCAUGGGCUUGAACCGCGCGACACCCAGCCACUCGCCGCUGUCGCCUGUUGAGCGGGAGAGUCGCCGGCGUACGUGGUGGGUGCUGUAUUUCUUUGAACGCUUUUCGGCGUCCAAGCUGGGCCAGCCCAUCACGGUGCGCGACGAGGAUAUCGAUACAGAAAUGCCGAGUAUGGACGGCCUGACGGACGACGAGACGGCUGAGUUUCUGGACCCGGUGCCGAUUUGCACGAAUAUUAAGUUGGCUAGGAUUAUUGGGAAUAUCCUGACCGAUAUUUAUGGCAUCCCCAAGAGCACACGCGGCCUCUGCAUCCACCGCGUGCACGGCAUCCUCAAGCAGCUUCGUGAAUGGCACGACGAGCUCCCCAAGGGCAUGCGCAUCCGCGACCGCGGCACCCCCCGGCCCGUCGCCAGCCUGCACCUCGCAUACAACCAGUGCAUCAUCCAGACCACCCGACCGAUCCUGCUGCACUUGUUCAAAACUCAGUUCCAGCUGGGCGGCCAACCAGGUUCUUCCUCUACAAAACCCGGUGACGAGAAAGCCGCUGACAAUGAGACACCCCCGCGCAAACACACCUUCUCCUCCAUCACCCUCGCCCUAGCCGACAGCUGUGUCAACGCAGCCCUGGCCUCCAGCCGCACCGUCGAAAGCCUUUUUCUAGACGGCUCCAUCGCGACCUUCGGCUACUGGGACGCGCACCACAUCUUCUCCGCCGCCCUCAUCCUCAUCAUGUCAACCAUGAUGAAGCGAGGCCCUUCAACCUCCACAACUGCAACGGCCGCUACAACCUCGGAAGCGCUAGAAACCUUGUUGAGUAUCUUAAGGUCGAUGAAACACGACGGGAACAUCCCUGCAGUCGAUUUCUGCGAGAGGUUGGCGCAUAUCCAGGCGCGUGUCGCGACCCUCAGGCCACAGAGGGAGAUUCAGUUGUCUCGAGCGCCAUCACCCGCGCCUGUGCAGGAUGGGUCUGCGGUAAUAGCAAUGCAGCAGCAGCCGGUGGGAAUGCAAAACACGAUGGCCAUGCCGUUGGCUACUACUACUAAUAAUGGGAUGGGAGGAGGAGCCGGAAAUGGAAAUGGGACUACGGCAGGGGGCGUCUACGGAGACGUCGACAUCCUCGGUAACCCGCUGAUCGGCACAUUUCUCGACGAAAUCCGCGCCCCGCCGCCGUGGCCGGACGCGUUGCUUGCCGAGGACGGCACGCUACGGGAGUUUGCCUCGGAGAUUGAGGAGCAGUUUCUAUUUGCCAUGUAG